UCUGUUCUUGGAAUUUUGAAUAAGUAAUAUAUGUCUAAUCAUAUACAGUGUUACUAUAGUAACGUAAUAAUAUAUCGCAGCUCCUUGUGUAACAGCAAAUAAGUACCUGUUCAUGGACAUGAUAAGUAUCACUGUUAAGCUACUUUUUGGCAGUAUUUAAAAAUAUUGCACGUUGUUUUAACCCAUCGAAGGAGGUUAAAUUCAGAGCUAUAUGAUAAUCAUGGAAAGUUUGGAAACAUUAAGGUUACAACAAGUAUUAAUAAAAUAAACUAUGAAUAAGUCGCAGAAUGUACUUAAAGAUCUAGAUAUUGGCUUACUACUGCAACGUCUGUUGAGACAUAAUGCAACUACAAGAUUAGAAAUUCUUUCCAAGCUUCGAGCAGUGGUACGUGCAGGUGGUGUUGAGUUUCUUCAUUGUAACAAAUUGAUGAUUUUUGAGGGCUUCUUCAUAAUAUUGAGUGAUGCAAGGUGGGAAGUGAGAUAUCAUUGUGUGCUACUGAUUGCAGAUUUUUUACCUUAUCUUGGAGUAGAGACUGAUGCUUGUGUUUUAGUAGUUUUGCCACAACUAAUUCGAAAUCUUGGUCACGAAAAUUUGAUUCUUCGUCGUUCUGUUAUUCAAGUACUUCAGAGAUACCUGAAGUAUACUAACAAUUUACAGUGUUUUUUUCGUUGCUAUAUUCAAUUGGGUCUUGAGUCUGAAGAAUAUUCUGUGAAGAAAGGUGCUAUCUUGAGCCUACCAUCAUUGUUAACUGAAGAAUAUGGUGUGGAGAACCUUUACAUAUUAUUUGAAUCUCUCACUCACUUGGUGAGCCAAGGUGAACCUACUUUGUUUUCUCCAACUUACAUGGCAAUACAGAGAAUUAGAAAACUUAUUGGACCUAUAGUCUUCACUGAAUACUUGCAUAAGUUAGAAAAGAGUGGAAACAUGGGAUUAAGAAAGCUGAUAGAAAAAUGCAGUAAUGCCAAAUCUAGUAGAAGAUCUGAAACUACAUCUAGAAACACUGUUAAGAUAGAAAAUAUACCUAACUCUUAUCUCAGUUUUGGUGUAAGUGGGAAAAAAUUAGAUGGAGCUAGAAUAAAAAAUCAGUCUUUGAAAUUUGGUAUUUUUGAGUCCAGUAUUGUCAGAAACAUUUUAAAUGAAGAUGACUCCAUGAGAAUAGAAGGUGUAGAGCAGAUGAAAGCAGUUCUGAAAAGUACUGAUGAGUUAAAUCUUCUUCAAGAUCAACUAACUGUCUUUUUGUCAUUUCUCUCUAGUUUGUUAGAUGACAUGAAUUUUAACAUAAUCAUUGCUGUACUUGGUGUUUAUGAAACUCUUGUAGAAAAACUGAAAGGAAGUUUGAAAGUACAUAUCAAAAGUUUAGUUUUGGGGUUGACUAAACUUUUAGGAUACAGUAACCUUGUUGUUCGUGAACAUUGUGCUAGAGUGAUUCAUAAAAUAAUGCAUGAAAUUCCACCAAAGUUAGUGUUAGGAGUUUUGCUGACAAUAAAAAAUCAUCGCAAUCCACGUGUUAGAGAGGCUAUCAUUAACCGAAUAACUGCUGCAGUUCUUACUUUCCCAAGUUAUUCUUUAGAUAUUUGUGAACUCUGUGAAGCUAUUUCACCAUUGCUUGUUGAUAACAAAAGGCGAGUAAGACAGGCAGCAUUGGAAUGUUUUGCUACCAUGGGACAAGUGAUGGAGUCCUCCAAACUGGGAUCAUUAAUAACCAUAGUAGAAAGUAUGGAGCUGAAAUAUGAUGCUGAUGGUUUGAUGAGAGCAUUUCAAGCACGUCUUGCUAGAAGAAAGCUACCACGUUGCACUACUAAUGGUCUGAUUUUAUAUUCAGUAAAUAUUCCUACUUCUGCUGGAAGACAAGGAUUUCUGCUUCCAACAGGACCAGAUAUUGAAUGGAUACUGGGUGCAUCAUGCUCAACCUCUCCCUCAUCCACAUGUAAGUCAAAUGAUGAUCCCAGAGUAGUAAACCUGAAACAAGAAAAGGCUGAAGUACGAAGAUAUUUCAAAAGGAAAAAGAGAAAGCCAUCCCCAGAAUAUGUUAAUCAGGCCUUGAAGAGUUGCUAUGAGAGGUCUCUGUCUGAAGAUUCAGGACUAGUCACAAAAAUGAAAUAUGUAGCAGUCAAACUGCAGUGCACUCAGUACACUUGUAGAACAUGCACUUCUUCAGAAAACUUAGUAGAUGUGAAUUCAAGCCUGGAAAAUCUUCACAGAACUGAGCCUAACAGGAUAAAAUCUUGUUCUUAUCCCGUUAUAAACAAUAUCUCAAAUAAACAAGAGAAGAAUGUUUUCCCAGAAAAAAGGAAAGGUACCCAUCUGUUGAAGGAUUCUCCAAUUCCUUUGAAACCUGUACUUGCUCGGACAAAUUCUGCCUCACAUCAGCGAAAGAUAAGGCAUUUUAAGUAUACAGGUCAACUGAAUGUUGAAAAUUUGAGGAGUGUAGAAUUUAACAAGAGAACAAGAAGACCCGAACCUUUAAAAUGUGGAUAUAAUGUAGAUUGUGAGAGGAAAGUGAACCAUUCAAAAGAAAAAAACGAAAUUCUGAUGUUGCCUUUUGCCACAAACCAUGACAUCAGUGUUGAAAAAUUGCAAAGAUCCCAAGUGAUCCAUCCAGAACUAGUUCACCAAGAAAGGAGAAAGCAAUUUCCAGUGUCUGAAGCUUCUAUCGAGUGGAAAGAACAACUUCCCAAGUUGCAAGAUCAUCAGCCCCAUAAAACUGUCAAACAGACAACUGUAGCAAAGAAAAAGCCUUUCCUGACUUCCCCAACUACAAAAAGGAACAUACCCAGUUCAAAUGAACAGUAUCAGGUACUUAAUAAUGUACACCAAAAUGUUGCUGGACCUCCAAACCAAGAACAUCAGCCAAGUAAUGCUGGAGACCAAAAAACUGGUGGUGGUGGUGGACAUUCAGAAUAUGACAAUAUUUCCAAAAAUCCUGAGAAAGCAUUAAGAGAAAUUUUGAAUUCCAUAUCCGAUGAAAACUGGACCAAACAAGUGGAAGCAAUGAAGAACCUAGACCAUUUGGCUAGUUUUCAUUCAUCAGUGGUGCAUUGUCAUCUUCAUUCUGUGGUACUAGCUGUUAUUAGAGAGAUUCAAAACUUACGGACUUCAGUUGCACGAGUUGCCAUUGCCACACUUGCAAAUCUCUUUAUUAAUUUAAAAAGACAGAUGGAAACUGAUCUUAACCUGAUUAUCAAAAGUUUGUUACAUAAGUAUGGGGAAAAUGUAGGCUUCAUUCGAGAAGACAUAGAAAAGGCACUGGACAGGAUAAUGGAGAAUGCUUCACUACAGAAAGUUGCUCUAGCUGUAAUUGGUGGAGGUUCAAUCCAUCGAAAUGCUGCUGUUCGUAAGCUAGCUGCAGAAGUUUUAUCUAAAGCUGUUGAUGAAAUAGGUCCAGGCAGGUUGAUUACAUAUCACAAAGAAGUUGCAGAACAAAUCUGUUUUGCAGCUGCAGAAUUUGUAGUUGAUGCUACUCCAUUAGCAAGAUACUUUGGAAGAAAGAUAUAUGAAAGUUUAAUGUCACAGCCACAGUUUGACAAGAUGUUGCAAAAGUGUCUACCCUUCAGUACUUUGAAGAAUAUUGAAAGCAUUCUUGACACCAUUAAAACAAAGGGAAUUGGUGAGAAGCCAAAAGAAAGUGUAUCAGCUACUCUGAAGAAGUGAAAUCCAGUUUCUGAAGAAACUACAGUAGAAGAAAUCUGUGGUGCAAUAUUGUUUAUAUAUCCUUAUUAUGUGUAGUGUUAAAUUGUGAUUAAUAUUACAUGAAUAUUAUAAGUAUGUUUGUUUUACAAAUUAUUGUAAAUUUGUAUAAGUCUAUUAUUAUGUUAAUGAAAUGAAUGAAGACAUGUAAUUAUAUUUUACUUACUAAAAGUUUCCCAUUUUUAAA
This is a messenger RNA of Limulus polyphemus (Atlantic horseshoe crab), 3875 nucleotides long. RefSeq names its product TOG array regulator of axonemal microtubules protein 1-like. The record is from RefSeq and is a predicted model, not a curated record. Gene Ontology annotation, molecular function: microtubule binding. Bases 272 to 3652 code for a protein of 1126 amino acids. Gene Ontology annotation, biological process: microtubule cytoskeleton organization. Lineage: Eukaryota; Metazoa; Arthropoda; Merostomata; Xiphosura; Limulidae. The transcript is spliced from 14 exons. Gene Ontology annotation, cellular component: cytoplasmic microtubule; cilium.